Molecule: messenger RNA, 2103 nt
Organism: Ascochyta rabiei
Lineage: Eukaryota; Fungi; Ascomycota; Dothideomycetes; Pleosporales; Didymellaceae
Exons: 3
Coding region: 1-2103 (700 amino acids)
Biological process (GO): peptidyl-serine phosphorylation; peptidyl-threonine phosphorylation
Molecular function (GO): ATP binding; protein serine/threonine kinase activity
Source: RefSeq, a predicted model, not a curated record
AUGGUUCGCUGCCAAUUUUCUAAUCCGCGAUCGCAGAACAGUCCUUUGAAUGCCGUGAGAAGUCCCAGCGUGGAGCUUGGGCACGGGGAGCACUCCAUUGCAUCACUGUUCAGCAAAACAUCUUUACUUAAUGUUCCACUGACCACGACACCUUCCAGGAGCGUGAUCACGGACAAUGGCGACCAAGAGGAACUUCAGCACAGACGAACCCAGACACAGUCAUCGGAGUCAUCCUUUAGCUCGACACAGUCGUUUGCAGAUGUGGAACUAAACCCCUCGCCCUACGAGCUGCAGGGGAACAUCCUGGAUGCUUACCAACGAACGGAAUCUGAACAAAGCUUUUUGCCCAAAAGAGAGUUAACUCGACUCAUCACACCAGAGGCUGUGUGCAUAGAACUUGCGAAUGUACCAGGCAGCAAUCUCACAACAGAUCAGAUAGAGAGUUAUGCCAUCGAAAUUUGCGCUGAGACAACGGUCCAGCGAAAAGGGAAACCUAAGAUCAAGUCGUUUCGUAAAAUCUUCGCUCUUUUAGUCAUUGCCGAGGCAUCCUCGAGCAUCGGGCAAUUCAUUGAAGACGACGUGAGUGACCUGGACUUGCCUUUGAUUCCGAUCAAGGCUCUGAGUAUCAAGGGAUUCCAUCGCAAGAGCUCCAAGAACCCUCUGAAAUGUUUCAAAGGAUGGUCGCCCACAAAACUUCGCCUGUUCCACGAUAAUCAGUGGCAGAUGCUUGCCACUUUCUUCUCAUACAGCAGUGGUGGUGACGUCAAACAUUACGCCCUUCAUGAGCGACAUAUCCUACCAUUCGUUGCACUUGAAGGCAAGGGAGAAGAUGACAACGAUAUAACAGGAUGCUAUGGUCGGGUGUUCAUGGUUCAUAUUCACAAAGACCACCACAAUUUCCCGGAUGUGACUAGCAAAGCCUGCGACCGUGGCUUCGCGAUCAAACAACAACUCCACCCUACAGAUCGGAAAUCUUACGAAAAGGAAGCCAACAUUCUUAAGAAAUUCACUGGCAAAAAUCGUCACAAACAUAUCGUUUCACUGCUCGCGACUUACGAGCAUUUGGGGAGAUAUCAUCUGGUCUUUCACCGUGCUGAAAGCAACCUACUCACCUUCUGGAACAAACUCAAACGUCAACCAGCCUUCGAAUAUGGCAAUGUAAUGUGGAUGGCCGAGCAGUGUGCAGGAAUUUCAGAAGGCUUGUGCCGACUACACAAACAAUUGACAUUCACGAUACAGCAAGGAGUAGCUCCUGCUGCACAAAGUUUUUCCCCUCCUGCCUCCCCUAUUGAGGAUCAUCCAUCGAAACGUGUUCAAUUUGACUCGGUCUCCAACCAAGUGCUUAUUCCAAUACGAGAGAAGAACGAAACUGAGGAGCAACCUUCAGCCCACAGAGACACAUCUCAUCGAAGCCGCGAUAUCACUGUUAACCGUAAACGUUCGCCCUCUGACGCCAAUCGAAUUGACGAUGGUUUACCAAAACUCUUCGGUCGCCAUGGUGAUAUACAUCCAGGCAAUAUGCUAUGGUUUGACUCCGGUCAUAAAAAAGAUGGACUGCUGAGUGGGACCCUCAAGAUUGCUGACUUCGGGCAAGCUGAAAUGAACUCCAUCCUGAGCAGGACGAAACACCGCAGUGUCGCGCACACGGUGACCUACAGGCCUCCUGAAUGUGACCAACCAAACGCUACCAUUCGGCAAGAGUAUGACAUGUGGUGCAUAGGCUGCGUGUUCCUAGAGUGCGUGGCCUGGAUGCUCGGUGGUGCUCGGCUUCUCACCAAAUUUGGAAAGGAAAGAAUAUCACCAGAUUACUUCCAGAACGGGAUGGAGACGGACACGUUCUUCCAAGUCAUUGAACCAGUGACGGAUAAUCAGGACGUGAAGGUCAAGGACAAAGUGGUACAAUUCAUUGACGAGCUACACAAGCACCCCAACUGUACCGAGUUCUUCCACGAACUUUUGAAUACUAUCAAGUACGAUAUGCUUGUGGUCGAUUCACUUGAGCGUAAGCCCUGCAACGAGAUCUCAAGACGACUGAAAGAUAUGUUUAAAAGAUGCCGAGAGGAUAUUUCAUAUGCAGCCACGACUAAUCCGUGGGAGUCAUGA